Molecule: messenger RNA, 234 nt
Organism: Prunus armeniaca (apricot)
Lineage: Eukaryota; Viridiplantae; Streptophyta; Magnoliopsida; Rosales; Rosaceae
Source: the annotation of a GenBank genome assembly
AUGGGUGGAACCACAAAUGCAAAGGCUGAUACUAUUCAUGUGAAUAGUGGCAGCCCUUGCCUUAGGCCAUUUCCAGCAGCCCCUUCGGGCUCGGGUUGGGGGGGGGGAAGAGCCCAAAAGGAGCUUCCAACAACAAGUGCUGGCCCGGGCAGUGUGUGGUCCACUUGCCUGGGCUGGCCCAAAGGCGAAGGGAGCCCGAGUGCGCGGCUGACGUCAUCGCUAAUGCCAGCGUGA